Molecule: messenger RNA, 1176 nt
Organism: Ambispora gerdemannii
Lineage: Eukaryota; Fungi; Glomeromycota; Glomeromycetes; Archaeosporales; Ambisporaceae
Source: the annotation of a GenBank genome assembly
AUGAAUCGAAUUAUUCCACUCGUUUUCUUAAUUAUCACAUUUGCUGUAGUUUUGCUUGGCAAGCAACGUUUAAUUUCAGUUUCCGUUAAUCACGAAAUCGUUAACGUUGCUGAUAAAGAUGACUGUAAUAAUUUACGUUUAAUUCAGACUGAUGAAGAUGAGCCCGCAGAAUGGAUGACUGAGAAAGAGGUCUGGAAAUUGCUUAGGAAAGGAACAAAGUUUAUGGAUAUUACGGAUAACGAAGAUUUAGGAACGGUGGUGAAAUCAAAGAGUUCCCGUCAAUUUCCAAUCAAACCUUCAUACCAGAAAGAAGUGUCUCAUUACAAAGAGAAGCUUUCAACUAAAUAUAUGAAAGAAUCAUUAAAAAACUUCACAUCGUUUCAUAACCGAUAUUAUCGUUCGGCACAUGGUGCAGCCUCUUCGAUUUGGCUAUAUAAAGAAAUUAAACGUAUUGCCGAUAGAGCCGAUGAUUAUGUCCGAAUAUCCGUGAGAAAGUUCAAACACAAAUGGGUUCAAAUUUCAAUAAUCGCAAGAUUCGAAGGAAGUGAUCGUAACAAGGAGGAUCAAGUUGUCAUUAUCGGUGCUCAUCAAGAUUCAGUUAAUAUGUGGAUGCCAACUAAUGGACGUUCCCCCGGUGCUGACGAUGACGGAAGUGGCACUACUACCAUUCUUGAAGCCUUUAGGGUGUUGGUCGAAGGUGGUUUUAAGCCUCAUUUACCAGUCGAAUUUCAUUGGUAUUCAGCCGAAGAAGCUGGUUUAUUGGGCUCACAGGCAAUCGCUAAAAAGUACGAGCGUCAACAUAAAGAUGUCAUUGCAAUGUUACAGAAUGAUAUGACAGGCUAUGUUGGAAACCGUCAAGAAUCUUUUGGCAUCGUAACUGAUCAUGUGGACCGAAAUUUGACUGAUUUUGUAAAAAGUCUUAUUGACGAGUACACCGACAUUCCUUGGGCUAAUACGAAAUGCGGAUACGCAUGUUCGGAUCAUGCUUCAUGGCGUAAAGCAGGAUAUCCUUCUGCGUUUGUAAUUGAAAGUAAGAUUGACUAUAACAAUCCGUAUAUUCAUACUGUUAAAGAUACUAUUGACCUUCUUAAUUUCAACCAUAUGUUGGAGUUUUCAAAGUUGGCGGUCGGUUUCGCUGUCGAGUUGAGCCAUAUUGAUGAAUCUGAAAAAAUAUAA